AUUCCAGAAGAAAAAACAUCUUUAUCUUUUCCUCAUCAUAAAAACAACAUCUUUAGAGGUAGUGUCUCUGUAUUAGCAGGCCCAAAAAGCACCCUUUGCUUUUUUUUCACUCCUCAAAACAAAUGAAAUUAGUAAAAGACAACAUUUUGUUCGGUAUCCUAGACUGAUAACCGAUGAUCGUUUUGAUCACUACUAUGUCCUAUCCCAUCUUAUUUCUUACUUUACUUUACCUCUUUUUAUAUUCCAAAUGUUCAUUUUUGUGUCACACUGUCACCCACAUCUUAUAAACCUUAGUCUUAUUUAUUUAUUCAUCCUUUUCUAUAUCUUCCCCAACACCAACGUUAACACCUUCCAAAUUAAACCAACACUAUUCCUUUGUUAGAUGGCGACAAAUAGUGUCCAAGAAAAAUGGAACAACCCAAGAGAAGAACUAGAUGAAGAUGAAGAAGCAUUGUCACUAUGUGAUCUCCCAUUAUCUCAUAAAAAACCAACCAAAGAAGAACAUUCUCAUGUCAAUGAAAAACAAGAAGAAUUCAAUUUUAAUUCAUGGGUUGGUCUCUUAUCAACAGAACCAAAAAUGUGUGUAGCAGAUGAAGUUUUCUUCCAAGGCCAAAUUCUUCCAUCACGUGCCUCAUUCAGCUCCCAAGCUGGUUUAUUAACCACAACUGGAUCACAAUUCCAACGUGAUGAUGAUCAUGAUCAUGGUAAGCAAUUCAAUUUCAAAUUCAAUCAUUGCAAAUCAAAGCAUGAAUCUUUCAACGAGUUUCGUAGCAAUAGUAGUACAAGUCAAAACUCAACCACAUCAAGUAGUACUAGUUCUACAACAACACCAAUAGUUUCGGUUUCGAAAUCCAAAGUUAGAAACCAAUUUCACACACAUCCAAGUCCAAAACCUCAGUUAAAAUCGUCUUGUCCAAGAAAAUCUAUAUCUCAAAGUAGAAAAUCAUCGGUUUGGGAAAUUUUCCGUUUAGGUGUUGUCCCUACUCCAGAAAUAGGAUUGCAAGACCUCAAGGUUCGUAGUAGUAGUAGUAAUAAAAAUUGUGUCAGUCGCAAUAGUAGUAGCAGUAGUAGUAAUAAUAGCACUUUUAAUGAUAAAAGUGGCAAAAUGAGUAAGAAGAACGAAAAUGGUGAUAAGAGCAAUCAUGUUUUGAAAAACUUAGUUGGUAUACGAGGUGGUUUGUUGAGUGGUUGUGAUUGUUCUAUUGAAACGGUAAUCAAAAGUGGAUACAAGACAGAAAAUACGACGAAGCACGCUGUGAAAGAAAAAGUGGAGUGGAAGAAACAAAAGCAAAGGCAAAAGCAAGGGAAAAAGGUUAUGUCACGUCGUAGAACAUUUGAAUGGCUUAAAGAGUUACAUGCAAGUCAUGCUGAUGAAGAGGCUUUAUUAUCAAACUCAUCAUGAUUCAUAUGAAUGGUGGUGCUGGUAGAUCGAUGCAAUGGAUUUUUCCUAUGUUCAUGCAGUUUUACAAUCUCAAUCGUUCAAUCUAAAUUGGACACGGUUCAAAUUAUGGCGUAGUCAAAUGUAGUCGGUUAGAUCAAGACUCUCUUGAUUUAAUUUUCUGCCGUUGAUUGCAUCAUAAAAGCUUUGAUUUAAUUGUUUAAGAACGACUGUACUAUAAAACCGCAUUAGAAAAUCUAGUGGUUGGAUUAGAACUUUGUAGAAAGAUCUAACUCACACAAAGUCAAAACAUGGCCGAUCAAAUACAUUGCGUGACUAGGUGCAAUUUAUGUUGCAUGCUUGUAGUUUAUUUAAUUUUAGGUUUUUAGAUUAGAUUGUCUUUUGGCUAUUGCUUUUGUUUACUUUUAAUUUGAAUUUAGUUAUAAUAUUGUAGUAGUGCAGGCUCUUCAAUCAAAAUUUCUUUA
Molecule: messenger RNA, 1863 nt
Organism: Medicago truncatula (barrel medic)
Lineage: Eukaryota; Viridiplantae; Streptophyta; Magnoliopsida; Fabales; Fabaceae
Exons: 1
Coding region: 383-1402 (339 amino acids)
Source: RefSeq, a predicted model, not a curated record